Messenger RNA from Plutella xylostella (diamondback moth), 2967 nucleotides. RefSeq lists its product as uncharacterized. Gene Ontology annotation, cellular component: cytoplasm. The record is from RefSeq and is a predicted model, not a curated record. Gene Ontology annotation, molecular function: ubiquitin conjugating enzyme binding; ubiquitin protein ligase activity. Gene Ontology annotation, biological process: proteasome-mediated ubiquitin-dependent protein catabolic process; multicellular organism development. Lineage: Eukaryota; Metazoa; Arthropoda; Insecta; Lepidoptera; Plutellidae.
ACCAAAUUGAACGAAAUAAAAUAGUCAGUCAUUCAAUUUACUAAAUCUAAAUAUUGUUAUUUUUACAAAGGAAAUUACUAGGAAAUAAAGAUAUAGUGGCUAUAUUUUUACUGAAAAACGGAUUUCCCACAGUCCCACCAUGGGUGACAGAAAAGAAAGGAUGAAAAAAAGCCUAGGAAUAACUGAAUAUCCUUGGAGCUCAGAUGAUGAAACUGGUGAAAACCACACUAUGGUGCGUCCUAACCCGUCGUCUUCGGCGACUACUAAUGAGUACAUGGACAUGAUAUACAGGGCGGCCGCCAUUCCGGGCCAGCCCCAGCCGGGGACGUCGGCCUCCUCGUCUGCACCGCCGCCGACUACUACGAGCAAUACUGAGCCCUCCACAAGUCAAGCAUCAAGGCGUCCACAAGCCACACGGUCGGACCGCCACCUGUUCUGGUCAUUGCUGAGCCAGAGGGGGCAAGCGGAUAUGACAGCUCGCUCCCGCGCCAUAGAAGCCCUACGCCGCGACGUGGCGCGCUGCACAGUACCACGGGUCCCCCCGCGCGCCCCCCGCAGCGCCGCGCCCAGCGCCGAGCCCGCACUGCGCCGCCCCAGCCCGCUGCACGAGAUCCGCGGCAUACUGGCGCUGAAGAAGGCCACGAGGAUACCUCCGUUUAAUGCGUCCAGCGUAGGCGUGGGCCAGCCGUCGCGCAACCCGCUGUUCACGGCGCGGCCCACGCCCGCCGGCGCGCACGCCCGCCUGCGCGCCCGCGAGCGCGACGCCCGCGCCGCCGCCCUCGCGCGCUCGUUUAAUGCGCCCGCCGCCGCUCAUAGUCAUAGGCAUCGGCUUAUAUGUCAUGCGACAACGUCAGGAGACAGCGCGCGCGACCUCACCACGCGGCGCGCGCAGCCGCAGCACCCGGCCGACCCCAGCCAGCCCUCCACGUCCGCUGGCAUCAGGUUCAGCCCGGUGACGGCAGACGACUCGGCGGAGGAGGCGCCCGCGCGCCGCGCGUCCAGCGAGGGCCAGCACUCGCUGUUCCUGGACGAGUUUAACUGGAUUAUGGAAGACUCUGACAUCCCAGUUCCACCGAAGCCGCAAGAUUCUAGUGAACAGACUGCUGCCCCAGGCCGUAUACAGACAGAACGCUGGCUACCGGCGCAGAGCUGUCAGUUUCAUACUUAUGGAUACCGAACCAGCGCUGAGAAGCGCGGGGAAGAUAUCCAUAGGAAAUGCGACGAAGGCCAAUCGGCGAGCACUUCGACAGAGAUGUCGUUGGAAGAGGAAGUGUUGGAAGUGGAGCCGGCGGCCGAGGCCACGGAGGACCACACCGAUGCCGCCGGGCAGCUGGCAGCCGAGAAUGUAAGUGCAGAAGUAUCAGCUGCUGCAGAAGAAACUCCACAAGAAGAUCAGACACGCAGUAAAAAGAAGAGAGAAGAUAAGGAGAGCACAGUCGUCGAACUAAAUCAGUGCCUGCUCCGUCUACUGGAGUGCCCGGUGUGCCUGGAGUGCAUGGAGCCGCCCAUGUCGCAGUGCCGGCGCGGGCACCUGGUGUGCGCCGGCUGCCGCGCGCGCCUGUCCGCCUGCCCCGUGUGCCGGACCGCCUUCUCGAGCGUGCGCAACCGCGCCAUGGAGGGGGUAUCCGAGAUAGUCCGCUACGCGUGCCGGCACGGCUGCGGCAAGCUGGUCCGUCUGCGGCGGCGCGCGGCCCACGAGGCGUCGUGCGAGCGCCGCCGCUACGCCUGCCCCGCGCCCGCCUGCGCCGCAAGAACCUCGCUGCCGCAUCACGACUUGGCGGCGCAUUUCCAGUCAAAGCACGCAGCCAUGGUGAAGAAAGGCCGCAAGCACCGCCUCGCGGUCAAAGUGAACGAGGAACGUCACGAGAACCACAUCAUUCUGGCUCUACAGGAGUUCUUCCACUUACGAGUGGACGUGGACCUGCGCAACUGGGACAUGACGCUGUGCGUCGCCUACAUCGGGCCCAAGAACAAGGCGAAUACUUACACAUACGAGGUAACAGUGGAAGGGAAGCACCACAACCGCCACGCCUCCUACAGCCGCACCGUGCACUGCGAUCUAGAGAACGCGUCCUUAAAUUGCAGCCGCAAAGACUGUUUCUAUCUCUCUCUAGAUCAAGCAGUCAACUUUUUACGAGUUAAAAACAGGGACUGUGACGCGGAUAAUAUUCUGAACGUGAAUCUGGCGAUUACGAAGAAUGACGAGCCCAUGGAUAUGGAGGUGGAGGACUCGUGUGAAUCGUGAUCGGCCGGGCAGCGGUUCCAGGACACUCUGCGUCGUAUAACGCAAGACAGCAGUGGCCAGUUCGAAUGGUGUCGCUUUUUAAUGUUUUGAUUUAGCUUCUCUUAUUGUAUAUUAGCCUAGGUGUCACCUUCUUGUGUGGCCGUGUGUGUACAGGCACGUUUUGUAAGAGGACAGAAUAUAAAUGAUAUAACUAAGGUCGAGCAACUGAAGUAAUGACUCGAAUCAGCAGGAUCAUUUCGGUGUUUUUACAUGAAAUCAGGUUAUUAUUUAGUUACUGAUGAUUAUCGCCGGCGAUUCAUUAAAUUAAAUGCUAAGAAACGACAGGACAUAAAAGUUUGACCCUUCUAAAGGUGAGUAUUACAACGCCAAUGGUUUUUUAUAGCGUACAAAGAGCGACUGUAAUAUUUUAAAAGAAAGUGGGUACACCAAAUUUACGUUUAGUGUUAUUAUAAGAUUAUAUAAUUGAUUGAAGAUUUAGUACGGUAACUCAGUGCUAGACCAUUCUGCGGAUUGACAGACGAUGUAGGACUAUAGUUGCCGGACGAUAUUGAAUACUGUUAAGUUAUCUUUGCAUGAAUUAAGUUUUUCUUUGCAUGUAAGAAGCUUUUAGGAGAAAUUAACUCUUUUUAUAUUAUAUUGUAAGAGGGUCUGUUUAUUAAAUUGUGAUUAUAUUUAUCUGAAAAUAAACAUUGAAUUCAUUGAUGAUCUCAAAAAGCUAAAAU